AUGGGUGAGAAUAAACAACGAAAACAACAAGCAAAGGCUGUCGGAAUAUCACAAAGCGAACCAAAUACUGAAAGCUCUGAAGAAGAGGAUUAUGUAAUAAAUUAUGUUUACACAGUAUCGCAAGAAACGAGGGAGAAAACACACGCGACCGUAAAAAUAAAUGGACAGGACGUUUUAUUUUUGGUUGACACUGGCGCGACUGUUGACAUCAUUGAUUCUACGACAUACGCGAAAUUAAAGAGAAAAAGUUCAUUACGUAAAAGUUCAACUAAAAUCUACGCAUAUGGAUUUCACACACCUCUGCCUCUAAACGGACAAUUUCAAGCAACACUCGAAUCGAAAAAGCGUUAUACCGUGUCGCAAAUAUAUGUAAUAGACGGUGCAGGAGGAAAUUUACUAUGUGCUAAAACAGCCCAAGAUUUAGUUGGCCUUGGUCGAGCUAAUUAA
This is a messenger RNA of Paramuricea clavata, 447 nucleotides long. NCBI's taxonomy places the organism in Eukaryota, Metazoa, Cnidaria, Anthozoa, Malacalcyonacea, Plexauridae. The record is from the annotation of a GenBank genome assembly.